GACUGACACAUGGCCAAACGUUCUCACCUGGAUGUACCCAAUGACGAUCGUGACGAUGAUUCUUCUGCCUCCCCAUGCAAGAGAUUACUAUCAGGGUCUUCUGAACCCAUCCUCUUCACACGGGUUCGCUCUCUGGAAGAGUUGGACAAGCGGACUUUGCAGUUACAAAAUAAGAAACUUUGGGAACUUCAAAUGGAACGCCAGGCUGUCAUAUCGGAGUUGCGUGAUCGAAUUGAACAACUGGAAAAUAGACAAGCUAAGGAUGAUGCUCUCCUCUGUGUCAUUAAUCGCUACUGGAAUCAACUCGACGAAGAUGGACUGAUCAUGCUCCAGCGAUUUGACUCCGAUAUAGAGGAGGAAAUCUCCACUUCAACUGAGUCGUUUUUGAAACAGCUUGCCUCGUGGGACAAGGAGGAAGUGCCAGAAAAGCUUCAAGAGCGUGUGCACUUUUCAAAACGUAUCAUUGCCCGCCUCCUUUCUGCUUACGAGAGGCUCCUUGCUCGUCAGGCCCGACUGCGUCGGAUGAAUUCUUCGGUUCGCGAAAACACGGCUGUCACCGGUUCAACUUCGACCGACCCGAACCGCCUUCCCGAUCCCACAAUCUCGUCCUCCGACUUAGCUGAUGGACAUACUGUUGAUUUUCCCGAGAAUUCAGCUGAUCCUAGCUCGGUCGAUUCGGAUCAGCUCACUCAAUUUUGCGAGGAGAUCGCACAGUUGAAUAAAGAAAAUAUUCGCCUACACACUUUAUGCACCAACCUUCACGCUAAGCAUCGACAAAAUAGUCUCAAAUUACGCGAGCUUCAAGAUUUGGCUCAGACUCAUUCGGAUUCCGCAGCUGAGUGGCAAGCCAAGUACGAAGACUUGGAUUACAAGCUUUCCCAAGCUAUGAGUCAGGUCACGCGGCUGGAUCAUCGACUUUAUGACGCGCAGCAAUUAAACAAACAAAUGGGGGAGGAGUUGGCCCAACUGAAAGGCUCGGACGGAUCGAACUCUGAUGAUCUUCCAUCCAUCACUAUCGGUGGUGGGACUGUGAAUAAAAACAAAUAUUGCGAUCUCGCUUGUGAGCUGGAGGAGCUCCGGGAACUUGUGAACAGUCGAACCUCAGAAUUAGAGCGUUUGCAAGUGAAGCUCGCGGAGAAAGUAGGCGAAAAUGAAACCCUCUCAAUGCAGAUUCGUGAGGUUUCUGAGAACCAAAUACUCGAAUCACCUCAGUAUAUUUCGUUGAAGACGAAAUUCAACAUUUUGUACAGUGAAGCUGGUCAGUUGAAAACGCAACUGGACGAGGCACGAUCAGCCCUUCAAAGCAUACGUCACAGCCACUUAAAGCACAUAGAGGAGAUGGAGGUAAACGAAGCUGCUAUUCAAAAUCAGAUGCGAUCCGAAAUGUUACACAUCGAAACUCAGUACUCCCAACUUCGCCGAGCACAUGAGACGAUGGAACUGGAUUUCAAACAAGCUUUGGCACACAAUGAACAGGCUGGUCCGAUCAGCAGUGAAAUGCGCAGCCUCAUCUCCACGUUGCAGACUCAGAACAAACAGCUCAAAGCCGAAAUCGCUCGCUAUCGACGCAAGUGCAAGGAAGUCAGUCAGGAUUUGGAACUGGUUAAAAACGAUUUGAAGUCUAGUGAAGAAGAAAUAGCCCUGGUUCGAUCUGCAUUAGCAGAAGCCUCAGCUGCUGUUGUUGCUGCAAACACAAAGACACCGUCUCCUGCUCCUCACUCAACGAGAUCCGAAUCGAAAUUGUCUUCAGAACAGGCUGCAGAUGUACGAGAUACUAUGGUUUCUAAAUCAGAGGAUACUCCCGGCCAUCUAACCUGUCCUGGUUGUCGUGCGGCAGCCGAUGCGUCUUGCGCCAAGAUCUCCGUAAAAUCGGAGCCCAUCGGAAGUACGGAUAUUCAUGUCAUCCAAAGUGCCUCUGCAUCAUCCGCUUCGUCUGACGAGGUUGUUCGCCAACUUAAAGAGCAGUUAAAACGAUCGCAGGAAUCGCAGAAAGAAAUGUCCGUUCUAUUAAAUAUGUACAAGGUGAUUCCGAAAGAUCAGCGGGAUAAGGCUGCCUUGUUGCAGUGCGAGGCCAAGUUGCGUUCUGAACUGUCAGACGCUAAAGAAGAGAUAGAGAAAUUACGCUCCUGUUUGCUGGAGGCUCAGCAACAGAACGCACGUCUCGUUCAACAGCAACAACAGCUUUCGUUGCAACAGCAGAAGACCGUCGCUCGUGGCUCGCCCUAUCCCAAAGUCUCCCCUAUCGAACACACUCCGCCGUCCGCACAUGUGAAUACCACAGGCGUACCAACUAACAUAGAUCGAUGUGCCGUAACAGCCGCAUCACCUACUACCGGUUCUCAGAGAGGCAAUCCUAUGCUUUCCCCCGAUGAAAAGUUAUCCGCUUCUGGGUCAACCAGUCGCACUCCUCCGCAUUCCCAAGUAGGCUCAUAUCCAACAAGCGUUCCAGAACUUCAGAUGGAGCUCCAGCUCAGUCGUCGAAGACGUCAGACACUAGAAACUCAAUUGGAACUGUGUCAGAAUAGACUACUGGCCGCCCAACAGCAAGAAGAGGUGCUCUUAAAAGAGAUGGAGGUUACCGGACAGGCCUUCGAAGAUGUACAGGAACAAAAUGUGCGCCUUGUACGAACUCUCAGAGAGAAAGAUGACGCCAAUUUGAAACUGAUGACUGAAAGAUUAAAGACUGCUCAGUUGGCCCGUUUGUUGAAAGAAGACAAACACUUGCUCGAAGAGCAAAUACGACUAAUGCAAGCGAAAAUCGAAGCUCUCAAUCGGGCUGUUAUAAAGCAAGAGGAUAAGGAGCGACUGCUGUUGACCAACCUAGAUACGUUGGAAAAAGAGGCGAAUGCUAGGCAGCAGGCACAGGAAGCCUACAAGCGCAAGGCGAUAGAGAAUCAACAGGUGUCAGAGGAUUUGCGAGUCACCGUGCAAAAGUAUCAAAGCCAACUCAAGGAGGCUCAAGUAUCUGUACAAGAGAAGGCCUCCGCUUUCGAACGAAUCUCCUUUCGCCAUCAGCGCCUGCAGGAGGAACUCAUUCUCUUGCGACGUAAGUACGAUCGUCUAAAGAAGAUCGAGCAGUCUCACAACGCAGACGAAGUUCUCUUAGCCGAACUUCAAGACUACAAAGAGCAACUCACCUGUCCGACAUGCAAGACUAAUAAAAAGGAUGCUAUUCUAUCUAAGUGCUUCCACGUGUUCUGUCUCAAUUGCCUGAAGACACGCUACGAGACUAGGAAUCGCAAAUGUCCGAAAUGCAAUGCCACUUUUGGGGCCAACGAUUAUCAUCGCAUCUACCUUACUUGAUCUCCAGAUGAUACUACGUUGGCGACUUGUUCACCCGAUGUACAUACCUUAAGCUUAUCUCAUCCCAUCUUUCUUCAAACUCUCGUGUUUUGUUCAUAUGUACAUAUUUCAGCCUAUUAAUCUUAACUAAUUCUAUACACCGUCUUCUGUCUAUCGCAUCUUCGGUUGUUUCAACUCACCUCAGUAGUGUUGAUUAUUCACCUUUUGUGGUACAUGUGGUACGAUUGCACAAAAUCACUGCUUCAGCACUG
Molecule: messenger RNA, 3554 nt
Organism: Dicrocoelium dendriticum
Lineage: Eukaryota; Metazoa; Platyhelminthes; Trematoda; Plagiorchiida; Dicrocoeliidae
Source: the annotation of a GenBank genome assembly